Messenger RNA from Perkinsus marinus ATCC 50983, 480 nucleotides. RefSeq names its product tetracycline-efflux transporter, putative. Gene Ontology annotation, cellular component: membrane. The coding region runs from base 1 to 480 and encodes 159 amino acids. Gene Ontology annotation, molecular function: transmembrane transporter activity. The record is from RefSeq and is a predicted model, not a curated record. NCBI's taxonomy places the organism in Eukaryota, Perkinsozoa, Perkinsida, Perkinsidae. Gene Ontology annotation, biological process: transmembrane transport. The transcript has 2 exons.
AUGACUAUAUCUCCUCCGUUGAUGGGGAGGAUGUCCGAUAGAGUCGGCCGACGCCCUAUGCUACUCGUCUCAAUGCUUGGGAUAGCAGUAGCUUACACUUGUCAGGGCCUCACCAAAGACUAUUGGUGGUUCGUAUUCUACCGCUGCAUAACGGGUNNNNUUAUGCUCUUACUCAACUCGAUUGCGAUCUAUCUUGUAGACAAAUGGAUCCUCUUCAGUACAACAAUUGCGAUCUUUUAUUCGGGAUGGCCUAAUAUUGUCGCCGAUCUGGCCCCCAAAUCCAGGAUCGGCGAGCUUAUGGGGUAUAUGACCUUCUCUCAAGGUGUGGGAAGGCUGAUAGCAACAGCGUUAGCCGGCCCUUUAUACGACAUGAACGUGAACGUCCCAUUUUCUACUGCAUCUGGUGGCUGUCUAAUAGCAGGCCUCAUGUCUUGGGGCAUGUACUAUCGAAUCAAGCAACAAUCGACUGGCAUCAGAUGA